AUACACAACAUUCAUAACAGUAUUAAAACAGUUUUAACAAGAGUACACUAGUGCCGAAGGGAAAAACAUUGACACAGUUUAUUUAAUGAAACUUGUUGCAGAACAAUCUGGAAUAAUAUGAAACAAUGUAACAGUCUCUAUACAGCCUGAACUUAUAUUGUUAAACCUGUUUAUUUAUUAUAAACCCCUCGGGUUAUAGUGUGUGUUGGGCUUUUAUUUAAUGUUUUAUUUUAUAUUGAAGAGUUUAUUUGGUCAGAUAGCCAGUUCAGUCGUCUGUCUGUCUGUAUAAAACCUUUUUUUCAAGUCUUAACAUGUUUCUUCACUUUACAUGUGUGUUUUGAGCUCAGGAUGAAAUUAAAGGUGAUAAAAAGGGUUGGAAGUUUCUGGAAUGUGUCGCGUCUGCAGAAACGCAGUUUUUAUAGUUUCACAUCUGUUUUAAACUACACCGAUAAUAAUGUGGCGACACGCGCUCAGACGCGACUAUAUUCAUAAAUCCGUCCGUCUCCGUGUUUAUAAACGCAAACGGGUUUAAUAUUCUCAAUUAUUGAUCUGUUUAUUGUACGAGCUGAUAAUAGAAAACGGUUGCGCGCUCCCUGUGAUUACCUUUUAUUAUUUCCGCGUGCGCGGAUAAUUGAGCCCAGAGCGCGCGCCCGCGGCGGUAGGUGUGUCAUUGAGCUGAUCUGACCAAUAGCUGUACGGCGCUGAAAUGAUUGACAGAAGAUCGGCGGGUAUAUAAGCACCUGCACGAUCAGUGAUGAGAGGAAUCGAGAGGUGAGUAGAAACUUUAUGUUUCAUUCUUUAAACACGCUGUUAUCUGUGCAUAUGUUGAAUAUUCGGUAUGUGUGUGUGCAGGGUCAGAGGUCAUGUCUGCAGUCAGGCUCGUGUUUGUGUUCAGUCUCGUGCUGAUGCCAUGUUUGUUUGAGGCAAAAUCCCUGAUGAAUGUUAUCAAACGGGAAGAUGUUGCUCCAGUGAGUAUCGACUCCAACAAGGCACAUGAGUUCCUGUCCAGUUCUCGACACAAACGCAACAUCGAUCCGCGCUGGCACAGACAGACUCCAGAUUUCCAGGCGUAUUACAGAUAUUACAGCAGCAUCGGACACACAGAAGGGUUGUAUGAGAUUGAUCGGAUCAGGAUGUUGUAUCAACAGAUGAGGCACUUAGAAAACGUUUACGGUCCAAACGCUUCUUACUACCAGAGCAAACUGGGUGUUCCGGCUCUUCCGCCACUCCCCAAAUGUGACCCGGCCAAAGACAAGUCAUGCAAACCAGCUCCACCUGAGAAAGCCCCGCCCCCAGCGGCGGUUAAAGCCCCAGCCACGCCCCCUCUCGAGCAGGCGGAUGUCAUCUACCUGUGCAACAACAAAGACCCCCUGUGUAAACCGCACAUCGUCUAUAUGCCAACCGGUGCUGUACCCGUGUUGUGUGACCCACGAUACCACCCCACCUGCGAGCUCCAGGGACCGCCCCCUCCUCCACCUCCACCUACAAAAUCAGAGCCGCCCCCUCCACCCGCACCCAUCCUUUAUAAGGGGAUGGAAUACGACUGCGACCCGUACUGGGAUCCCGACUGCCUCAUCGAUCACCCGCCACGGCCAAUCAAGGGUAAAGCCCCGCCUCCAAUCAAGGGUAAAGCCCCGCCUCCAAUCAAGGGUAAAGCCCUGACUCCAGCACCCGUAACAGAAGAAGAGUUGGAGCCAGCCCCGCCCCCCAUUAAGAAACGCCCACAUCCGUAUUAUGGCCACCUUCAUCCCUACAACUAUCAGUCUGAACUGUUCGACCCGCUGCGAUACGCGUAUCCUUCUGCUGACAUGCCAGACAACAGCUCCUAAUGUACAGCACACACGCACAGAUCACAUUAUUGUGUGUAAUUCUGAUAAUGCAUUGGCAAUUUAAAGCUGCUUUUUAACAUGCCAAAAAAGAUUCUUUAUUCUUUAUAAAGUUCAAUUCUUGAAAUCAAUCCACAAACAAAGUUGUGACUGGUGGGGGAAUGUUUGUGUUUAUUCAUUGUGUAUGGUUUAUACAGAGACAUUUCAACACUAAAAACUGAUGAUUAAACUGACAUGUGAAAUUUAUGAUAAUCAUUUUAAUAUAAUGAACCUGCUUCAAUAAACUGGUCCAAACCCUGAAA
This is a messenger RNA of Myxocyprinus asiaticus (Chinese sucker), 2128 nucleotides long. RefSeq lists its product as uncharacterized. The transcript is spliced from 4 exons. The coding region runs from base 864 to 1829 and encodes 321 amino acids. Lineage: Eukaryota; Metazoa; Chordata; Actinopteri; Cypriniformes; Catostomidae. The record is from RefSeq and is a predicted model, not a curated record.